AUGGAAAACGAGAAAAAAAUAUCAAAGGAAAACGAGAAAAAUCCGCCAAGAGCGACGGAGCAAGAAGAGAAAGAAAGGAAAGACGACAUUUCUAACAUCAAGGGCCCUUACUUGGACUAUGAUGACUUGGAAGAUCUCCAAAUGAGGGCCAAAGACCCUCAAGAACCUAAGCCCGUUCUCAGAGGUGGAUCCGCCGAUGCCCCCACUCCUUCAGGCGGCGUUGGACGUGGCGGAGGAGCUGCAUCGUCGGAUCUUUCCUCCACUGGUGCUAUUAACCGUCAGGGAGUUCCGUGA
Messenger RNA from Microthlaspi erraticum, 294 nucleotides. Lineage: Eukaryota; Viridiplantae; Streptophyta; Magnoliopsida; Brassicales; Brassicaceae. The record is from the annotation of a GenBank genome assembly.